GAUGAAAACCGAUGAAACUGCGGAGAUCAUGGGGAGUUGUGGUGAACUGCUUGAGAUGUAAACAUUUUGUUGUGAGCGGUGUUUGCCCAUCGCGCUUCGCAGCAUCAUUACCACCUGAAUGCCGCCUUAGAAAAUGAUGCAGGACCUCCUGAAAGUGCUGCCUGAUGACUUGCCGAUAACCGACGUCUGUGUAAUUGAAGAUCCACAGAAUUGCCCUCCUGGAUAUCAUGUGGUGGACAAAACUUUUGACCAAGACACUGAUGCCGACCUCUGGAAGGACCGUUUCUUCGGCCGGCGUAUUACUCGAUACAUCUGCUACUCAAAGGCCCACCAUGCAGAAUGUGUUCAGUCUUUGUUGGUUGUGGCUGACAAGGAGGUCCCACCUGACGGCCAUAUCGUCAUGAAUUCUACAAAAGAUACAGAUCAGCGUGCCAUGAAGAAAAAGCUCCUUUGUUACAAGAUGGUUGCAAGGGACUCUGCUGGUGAAGCAGUUUCUGACAUUAUUGUUCUCAGCAAAUCACGAAAACCUCCAGAUGGGUUUGUGUUAGCUGGGGAGAUCAACAGCUUGCUUAUAGGCUACAAGCUGACAACUGUGGCACCUAUCAAUGGAAGGAAGAACAGCUACCAUCAGCCUCCCUUGCCACCCCUGCCUUACCCGCUGUCCUCUCAUGUGGAUGACCACCCGCAAAAGAAGUCUCCAGGUGGCCGUGUGUGCCAGCGUGGGAAAUCCUUGCAGAAGUCUGCUAUAGAUGAUGUACCUUUUGAAGUGAAUCCAAAGUACCGGGCCAUGUUUAGACUUUCUGAAUUCACCAUGCCAAACAUUAGGAUCAAGACAGCUAAUGAAAUCUUUGAGGAGUACAACUAUAACUUUCAAGUGGAACGCCAAGCUCAACAGACCUGAUUGCAGAGGAGUUGCCAACGAUCACCCUACCACCAUUUCUUCCUACCUGAACAGGGCCCUCUCCCCCAACAUCUCCAGCAUUGACCUACUACUAUAGUUGCAGUUUUUUCUAACUCUGAGGAGGACACAGUAGUGGAAACAAGGUGAUUUUGACAUUAUACGCUGAAGCACUACCAUGAGAGCAACAGUGCAGCAGGACUGAAGACACCUUGCAUCAGCCAUUUGAGCAGUUACACAGACUUAGAACAGACUUCCCUGUCCUGCAGUGUGCUUGCAUUGCUUCAGGGAGCUUUCUCGGCUCUGUUGAUUUUACUACAUAAAAGAGAUUCGCUUUGUGCUUGUAGUGCCAACACUUGUUUCAGCUUUUAUGUUAAUGACACCGUCCUUUAGGCACUGCAUUUAUGUGCAUUUGUUUUUUGUUUUUGUUUUUUGUCUCCUGUAUUGGGAAACAUGCCAGCUUCUGGUGCCAUGUUUGCACUUUGAUUUCUUACGUGUGAUAGUUUUCAGCAUUCUUUCUCGUACUGUGAAACAGAUCUCGUAGGUUUUCAGAUGUUUAGCAUGAUGUUUAUUGUUUUCCUUGCAGUGCUUCACUUUGCUGUGUUCAUUUGUUCUCGCUAAUGUUUUGCAUUUGAAAAAAAAAAAUUCAUACCCUGUGACAGUCCUCUUACAAUAAAGGUGUCGACACCCGUGU
Messenger RNA from Dermacentor silvarum, 1592 nucleotides. RefSeq names its product multivesicular body subunit 12B-like (gene Mvb12). Gene Ontology annotation, cellular component: ESCRT I complex; late endosome. NCBI's taxonomy places the organism in Eukaryota, Metazoa, Arthropoda, Arachnida, Ixodida, Ixodidae. The transcript is spliced from 11 exons. Gene Ontology annotation, biological process: virus maturation; viral budding; regulation of epidermal growth factor receptor signaling pathway. The record is from RefSeq and is a predicted model, not a curated record. The coding region runs from base 134 to 901 and encodes 255 amino acids.